This is a messenger RNA of Babesia ovata, 369 nucleotides long. RefSeq names its product prefoldin subunit. The transcript has 2 exons. Gene Ontology annotation, cellular component: prefoldin complex; cytoplasm. Gene Ontology annotation, biological process: protein folding. The coding region runs from base 1 to 369 and encodes 122 amino acids. The record is from RefSeq and is a predicted model, not a curated record. NCBI's taxonomy places the organism in Eukaryota, Apicomplexa, Aconoidasida, Piroplasmida, Babesiidae.
AUGGCUACGUCUGUAGAUUACGAAAUUAGUGAGGAUGACCAGAACAGGAUCGUCGAGUUUAGCACGGUCUUCAACAAAAAAACCCAGGCCGAGACGAGGCUGAAGGCUUUGAAAGAACAGGUGCAGAAUCUCAACGAUGCUCAAGAAGAGUUGAUGAUUAACAUGGAUACUUCUUACCUCAAAAUAGGUGACUGCUUCCUCAGACUCGAAGAAGCCGAACUGGAUGAGCACCUAGAGACGCAAAAGAAGGAGGCAACCGACGAAAUCAAGCAACUGGAGAAGGAAGUCUAUGAGCACACUGCGAAGACAGCAGAGCUCAAGGCGAUGCUAUAUGCCAAGUUCGGAAACCGGAUCAACCUGGAAGCCUGA